Molecule: messenger RNA, 1110 nt
Organism: Papaver somniferum (opium poppy)
Lineage: Eukaryota; Viridiplantae; Streptophyta; Magnoliopsida; Ranunculales; Papaveraceae
Product: BTB/POZ and MATH domain-containing protein 3-like
Exons: 4
Coding region: 1-1110 (369 amino acids)
Biological process (GO): protein ubiquitination
Molecular function (GO): protein binding
Source: RefSeq, a predicted model, not a curated record
AUGCCCCCAGUUGGGACGAUUGUUUCAACUAAUCACAAGAUGUUAUCAUCGCAGUCGAUUUAUGAGACUGUGAAAGGUUCUCAUCUGUAUAAGAUAAUAGGAUAUUCUCUGGCAAAGGGAAUUGGAGUUGGUAAAUUCAUGAGUAGUCAAACAAUUACAGUGGGUGGUCAUGAUUGGGUUAUACAUUUUUAUCCAGACGGCGAAACUAAAGCUAGCGAGGAGCACGUAUCCUUGUUUCUUAAGUUAGUAAGCCCUAGAGAAGUUAGGGCAACGUUUGAGUUUAAAAUACUAGACCAAAGCGAAAAAGGGAAUCAUUCUGUUCAUAAUGUUUGUGCAAGAAUGUUUAAUACCUCAGGAACUGAUAACUCAUGGGGAUUUCCAAAGUGUAUAAAGAGGUCGGAGUUGGAGACCUCAAGUUAUCUCAAAGCUGAUUCCCUUAGCAUUCAGUGUACCAUCGGAAUAGUGCAAAACCGUGAUGAAACAGCGGAAAUUCUUUUUGAAGAGGAGAAACAUUAUGUUAUUCCUCCAUCAGAUAUGAUUCAGAAUCUUAAGGGUUUGCUGGAAUCUGAAAUUGGUUCUCAUAUUACUUUUCGAGUUGGCAAUGAAUUCUUCAAAGCCCAUAAAUCAAUACUUGCAGCUCGAUCUCCAGUAUAUAGAGCUCAGUUUUUCGGUUUAGUGGAUAGUCCAGACAUGGAAACAAUAGUCAUUAAAGAGUUUGAACCCUUUGCUUUUAAGGCAAUGUUACUAUUUUUGUACUCAGAUGUGCUCCCUGAACCAUGUGAAGUUUCUGAUUCAGAUUGUCCUUUCACUACAACAAUACUCAUGCAGCAUUUGUUAGCUGCAGCAGAUCUCUAUGAUCUUGCUCGAUUGAAACUCAUGUGUGAGGCAAAAUUAUUUGAAGAAAUGACUGCAGAUACCGUUGCAACAACACUGGCCCUGGCAGAACGAUACCGAUGCCUGCAACUGAAAACUGACUGCUUACACUUCGCCGCUAGACCUGAAAAUUUGGGAGAGUUUAUAAAGUCGGAUGGGUACGCAUAUUUGGAGAAAUCAUGUCCCUCACUAUUGACAGAUCUGUUGAAGACUAGUGCAGUGAUGGAUAAAAAAUGA